This is a messenger RNA of Schistocerca gregaria, 3712 nucleotides long. RefSeq lists its product as uncharacterized. The transcript is spliced from 4 exons. NCBI's taxonomy places the organism in Eukaryota, Metazoa, Arthropoda, Insecta, Orthoptera, Acrididae. Bases 66 to 1169 code for a protein of 367 amino acids. The record is from RefSeq and is a predicted model, not a curated record.
GGCCGGAGUACAUAAGCGGGCGUCCACUCGCCACUCGGACGGUGAGCGAUCGGCAGUGGAGCGAUAUGGCACUGGCAGUCCGCACGCUGCUCGCCGUGGCCGCGGCGGUCGUCACCGCGCAGCCGGCCGCCGCCUGGGUGUGGCGAAGCUUCGCCGACGGCGGCCGCUACGACCGCAAGUUUCUGUUCCACGGGUUGCCACCCAUACUGUGCGGCGGCGAGGACGCCUUCUGGACGUCGCCGUGGAGCGGGCCCGCAGAGGUCCGAGUAAGGCUGCCCAGCGUCCAUGAGGAGUACUGCAAGGUGUCGCUGCCGCGCGGCCGCCUGCAGAGGACGCCCGUGGGCCGCCUGCUGCGAGAGCUGUCGCUGCGACACGGACUGCCGUCGCCCGUCAAGUAUGACGGCGAGGACGGAGGCCUCGUCUACCGCAUGGACUGGCCCGACUUCGACUGCGUCGAGCGCACCAACAUCUCAGAGACCGUCUUCGACUUCGUCAUCGUCGAGGAGGCCGGAGGAACUCGUUCCCGCUGCAACUUCGUCCUCCCGCUCUUCCGACCGCUCCCUCUGCUCGAGGAGUCAGCUGAGAGUGAUGGAGACCAGGAGGAGGGUGAGAGGGAGGAGGACUCUGGCGAGGCGCCGCCAGCGCCGCCGCCGCCGCCCCCGGCGCCCGGCCGCCCCCCGCACACGGGGGCGCUGGUGGUGGGGCUGCGGGGGCUGCCGGAUGCGGUGUGCCGCCCCCUGGAGGAGCCGGCCCCCCAGCAGGGCGACGCCGACUUCUUCGAGCCCGCGUUCCGCGCCCACCGCCUCGCGGACGUGCCGCUCGUCUGCCAGUUCCGCCUCGACUGGGACGCCUGGCUGCGCGGCGUCUCCACGCACGCCCUUCUCGACGCACUCGCCCGCCACGUCGACGUCACCGUCAGCGACUACGACCCGUCCGGCUGGAGCCCUCCCGAUGUGUCCUUUCCGUACGUGGGCUGCGACUCCAAAGAAGAGCUGCCCUCGGAGCGGUACGAGUUCUCAGUGACGGGCCCCAGCGGGCGCACCGCCACCUGCUGGUUCGUGCCCAACCAGGAGACCCGCGGAUCCUGCUACAGGGAGCAGCUGGACGCCGCCUGCCCGCCGGGAUUCCGCUUCCUCAGCGACGGCCGCUGCUGCGACGAACCAACUUAGAAAGCGUUCGAUACGCCCGUCUCUGUACCUGGACAUUGUGCUCUGCCCUCAUACUCGUCUGAAAUAUGUCGCUAACAAAGCUCUAUUUAUUCCACGGGGUUUCGCGCUUGCAGACAGGUGACGUCGACAUCUUGCCACGACAUUUCGGUUCACAACCGUUCAGCCAUCUUCAGGUGAAUUUUACAGUGGAGACUGCUGGUGCACGUCGCUAACUCUAUGACGGAAAUUGACGCAGUGCCGCACGCACGAAAUGCUGGCAUGUAUAGUGAAAGUUCAGUUAUCAAAAUCCUAAAACUAACUGUCGCUCGACGCGUCAUUAAGAAUGAAUCUUUGUUGAAAUUCGCUUACAAAAUUAUGAAGCUCUUCCACCAAACCUUUUUCCACACAAAUUCCAUAAUAAUUUAAUCUCGUCGUGGCCAAGAUUUUUGUGACAGAUUAACUUAUAGAACGCGCUGUAAAUCUUGACGGCGCGAUCGUUCUGAGAUUCAGUUAUCAAGGAAUCUGUAGAAAUACGUUUGGUGGAAGACCGUAUCAGUCGUGAUGGGUGCUUUCAACCUAGUAAGACUUGGGACCCGGUGAUUCUUCCGAUUUCUUCAGAAAGACAAAAUUUCACGCCUAAUGACACGUCCAGCGAGAGUUAAUUUUAUUAUUUUGACAACUGAAUGUCAACUCUGGAGACCUAAACUUCGACAGAGGGUGUGCAUGCAAUAUCGCCAUUCCGCAGGCGUUUGCGCUCUCCAUAUGGAGCAAUAUUCGAGAGAGGGCACUAAAUUCGACAAUAGGCUGUUAAGAAGAGAAAACCUACGAUCGUAUACCACUCUUUAGCAUAAAGUCGGCGACGCGCAAAAGCAGUCUCCAGUACAAAAUUCACCUGAAGAUGGAAGAAUGGUUGUGAGCCGAAAUAUCGUGGCAAGAUGUCGAAGUCAUCCGUCUGCAAGCCCGAAAUCGUAAGGAAUGUGCAUUACGCCUGGAAAACCUCAACAAUCACAAAGCUGUAUGUGUUUUUCGAUUGUAUCGGUUUUGAAUUUUUUUGAAGAGUGACAGCUGUUGCUAUGAUUGACUGACAGCUAUAUAGGCGGUGAAAGAAGCGUCGCCAAAGCGCCCACAUUGCACAAAAUCUGUAAUGUACGGUAUGUCGCCAAAAGGCAACGCUGUGGACAUUUACAGAUAGGAAACAGUGGUGACAGCAAUCGUUAAAUCCGCCUGACACGUUGUAAGAUUCGCGCAAGUUUGCUAGGUGGUGCGCGCAACACCCCGUUAACCUUCCAAAUGGGUCAACUAAAACUGUACCUCAGUAGAAUGAUUUGCAAUAUAGAGCACUUUGAGGACUUAAUUUGUUAGGUAAUAACAGAAGCACCAUGAUACAACAAGACUUGCUAUUCUUUUAUCAGUGCUUUUUCGCCACACUAUUCCACAUCAAGCUCCACUGAACAGCUGCUUAAGAGCAAAGUAACUCUUCUAGGAAUAUUCACCGGAAGAGUGAUUCUAACAUGAAAAACGGAAGCUUACCAGGCCAAGACAACCAUUCGUGGAAGUUCGCACGAGAGAACUCGGACAGAAGGCUCGCUGAGUUAUUGACACAGCAGAUUACUUCCAACGUUGUUGAUACAAAUGAAUACGCUUCCCUGUACUGUACUACGACCGUGGAGGUAAAGCUACAUACCGUACGUGCGCUUGACUGGUGGCUAGCAAGGAGUGGGGACAGCUAGCUUGCUUGCCGAAGCUGUUACGCGGUGUUAAGUUGCGAGAUCUGGAGCAAGUUCUACCGUGGCAAAAUGUCCGCUUCAAGUGCAAAUGUUUGUUAGAACAUAUGGGAGUUUUCUCGGCUAUAAGACCGAUCCUUCUACACAUACAUCAAUUAAAGGACUAAUUCUUUCUUUGUUGCACAAUGGAGGCACCUGCGGUAACUAAAAAGCACUUUCAGGUUAUGUUCCCGUUUUACACCUUCCUAGCGUGGGCACGCUCUUGCGGUGAGGCAACGCCUUCCAGGCUGUGUCGUCAGGCGCCGACAGGACUCCUGUUUGGUCAUUGCAGGUAGCAUUCAGAGAACCCUGUAAGAGAAAUAGCACCGGAGCAAUCGCAGGGGAAACUUAAUGCAAGGACGCAAGCUGCUUAGCGGUCGAUUGACUCUGCUUAGGAGCUGUCGCGCAAGCCAGCGAGUAACCCGCCAGAGAAUCUGACUCCGUGCGAGAUCGGCUUUAUUCACCUCCGCCCGAUUUGUUGAAUUGUCAGUUACCUAACAACCCUAAUUCUCCUGUAGUAAGGUAUAUGGUGUUCGCAUCACUAGGCUACGUGUGAACUAUUACUGCUGUCCUUCCUCUGAGGAAACCUAGGAAAGCAUUGUAGACAUACAUAAAAUUGGUGCUUAUCUGUUGAAAUGCAACAAAAUGCAUAAUUAUAUUCAAAUAUAAUCAAGUACAUCGUAUCGGUACAAUUCUGUGUCGACAUAGUUCAUCAUUUUAAGUUCUACACAAAUUAAUUAUUUAAAAUUUAUUAAUGUAUUGUGAUGUUAUUUAAUAACAGGGUGAUUUUAUACAUAAACA